AUGGCCUCUGCAAGAAAGGUAACCGACAAGCGACAUAACCCAGUGGAAAGCAUUUGCAGAAAAAUCAGAGCCAUCCAAAAGAGAGAAGAGAUUUCAGAUCCGAUUCAACAGAUUAUCAAAUACCAAUCUAGCCGUUUUGACGGUCCACAGACUAACUUCAAGAAAGAUUUUGAAGAGGUCCUGACGAAAAUGGCUGCUGCUAUUCCCUGGCCCAACACACGUUUCUCACAUUCUGAGAAAGAUGAUGCCUUCAUUUCAUAUCCUCAAAUAGCGUCUCCAAGAACCCUAACCGUUUCUCCUCUCUGCUCUCCUGAGAAUGCAACAUACUCUGUUCCCUUCACAAGUUCAGAAAACCUCUCAAGGCCAAGAUCACAGAGCUCUCAGCAUUACACAUCUUUGGUAUCACAGACCAGGAAAGGGGAGCACUUCUCUAACAAGGAUUUGAAUAACUAUUCUAGUGAAAAUAACUUAAGUGCCUUAAUACUUGACUUUGAUUCAACCUCUGAAAAGCGCUCUGAAUGCUUUACUUCUCAGGAUUCAGUGGGGAAAAACUUAUCUCUAAACGAAGCUGGAUGGAAACUAGGAAACGAUAAUGUCAAGAAAGAUGUAACCUACAGCACUAAGAGGACUUGUGAAGAGUUACUCACAAGUAUUUUUCAUGCAUGUGACACAAAAUGCAGAGGCUCAGUUGGAAUUGCCAAUAUAAUAGACUACCUGAGACAGACAACUCGUCAAAAUUCUGAAGAUGGUGGACUUGAGGAGUUAUGGAACAUGCUUGAUCCUGAAAAGAGAGACCUGCAUGUGGAUCUGGAAACUUUUCAUACCAUUAUGAAAGAAUGGAUGGCUUGCUGUAGAAACAAAUGGAAAGGAAUGAGUACUGGAUCAAGUGGCAGGAUUGAUGAUUUUGUUUUUGAACAGGACAGCAUCAAAUCAAGCAGAGCAAUUAAGAUGACCACAGAUAAAACAGAAUCUACGUCAUGGAGCUUCGAGGCUUUGGGUGGAGAUGUGUCUAAAGGAGUCUUAGAGGUGUCUCAUUUGAUUACCUAUGCAGCAGACCUACAUUUUAACAGGCAAAAAUUGGAGGAAGAAAAUAAUAAGUUAAAACUGGCAUUAGAAACCUUGGAAGAAGCUAACUGCCAGUUAUCAGAAGAGUGUACUGAAUUGCGCCUUCAGAUAAAAAGUGCCCACCAGGCUAAUAUGAGAACGAAUCUGUUAAAAGAAGAACUGGAGGAACUGAAAAUUAGUAUGAAUGCUUCAGAAGAGCAGAAGACCAUGAUUGUAGCUCAGAACAAACAAUUAGAGACAGAAAACCGGGCUCUGAUUCUUAAGAUUCGGAUUCUCCAAGAAGAGAAUACUAAGAACAUUAUGGAUAUCUAUAAAUUGGAAAAGAAGAUUGAGGAAUUGUCUAAAACUGAGACUGAGCACCAAAUGCAGUUACACAUAUAUGAGAACACUUUGCUUAAUAAAGAUGCAAGUUUGCAGAAGAAGGAUUUAAGUAUAGAAGAACUUAAGUCAACCAUCAUAGAAUAUGGAAACAUUAUAGAGAAUUUACGAGGGGAUAAAAACAAACUGGCUCAUGAAUUACAGCACUUGCAACAGGAACUUAUCUUAAAUGGGAUCCAGCUGAAUGUUAGUGAAGAGUGUAAUAGUAUCAUCUCUGAAGAAGAAAAAUCUUUACAUUGUGAACUCACUCUUGCUCAAUCUGCAGAGGACAAUGAAGUUGAGUGGCAGUGCAGUUUCACCAGUUUGUCAACUCUGGAUAUGUUGAUGGACCAAGAAAUGCUAUUACUGAGAAAAUUUGAACAAAAGGGAGUGGAAUUCACAGCUGUCCUUCAAAAGCUGCACAAAGAAGUUUCUGAAGUUGAAACCCUCAUGGAUAGCUCUCUACAGUGGGUAACUGGUCCAGAAUUUACUGUGAAAAAAAAGUGGGAGAAGAAACUUACUGAAGUCAAAUAUAAAAUGGAAGAGAAACUAAAUCUUUGCAUAUUAACGCUGAACACCUUGGGAAGCCAGAAAAAAUCUCUUGAUAAAGAAUCUGUCAAAUUAAUAAAGAUUUUGAAGAGAUUCAGGCUGGAAUAUUUUUAUUUCAGAAAAGAAUUUCUUUCCAGGCAGAAACAACUAGAAGCCCUUGAACAACUGCAAGAAGAUGCUGUCAACCCGGAAGCUGACCUUAGGAAGAAGGUCCACGGAACCAGCCCAUGGCUGGAGGACGGAAAAGAGCAGGUAGGGUGGCCUUUGACCACUUUAUAUUUAAAGGGAAGUUUCCUCAGAUGUCUUUGAAACCAUGAAGUAAAAAACAGAGGAGGAACAGAAAAAAAAAAAAA
Lynx canadensis (Canada lynx) is the source of this 2324-nucleotide messenger RNA. RefSeq names its product inositol 1,4,5-triphosphate receptor associated 2. The transcript is spliced from 17 exons. The record is from RefSeq and is a predicted model, not a curated record. NCBI's taxonomy places the organism in Eukaryota, Metazoa, Chordata, Mammalia, Carnivora, Felidae. Gene Ontology annotation, cellular component: endoplasmic reticulum membrane. Bases 1 to 2280 code for a protein of 759 amino acids.